GUGACAAAUAUCUCCACUUCACACAGUUAAUUGCAAGCAAGUGUGUGAAGUGUGAGCCUCCUCCUCCCUCCUUUUUCCAUCUCCUUUAAAUACCUUCCCCCGUUCCCCCAAAAAUCCUCUCUUCGACGCCGGAUCCGAUCCAAUCCAAUAUCUCGAGAGAGAGAGAGAGAAUCUAUACUGCAGAGAAAAGCGGGAGAGAGAGAUGGCAUCGACUACGGCGAGGGUAGAUCUGGACGGAAAUACGAUAAAGCCGAUGACGAUAUGUAUGAUCGGUGCCGGAGGGUUCAUUGGUUCACAUUUGUGCGAGAAGCUGUUGUCGGAGACACCACACACGGUGUUAGCUGUUGACGUUUAUAAUGACAAGAUCAAGCACCUACUUGAACCGGACUCUCUGCCUUGGGCCGGUCGCAUUCAGUUCCAUCGUCUUAAUAUCAAGAAUGAUUCUCGUCUGGAAGGGCUCAUCAAGUGUUCCGAUCUGACGAUAAAUCUGGCGGCUAUUUGCACUCCAGCGGAUUAUAAUACGCGUCCACUUGACACGAUUUAUAGCAAUUUCAUUGAUGCGCUCCCUGUGGUUAAGUACUGCUCAGAGAAUAACAAGAGGCUCAUCCACUUCUCUACGUGUGAAGUAUAUGGGAAGACGAUAGGUAGCUAUCUUCCGAAAGAUAGCCCCCUGCGACAGGAUCCUGCUUACUAUAUUCUUAAAGAAGAUACUUCGCCAUGCAUAUUUGGCUCAGUUGAGAAGCAGAGAUGGUCAUAUGCAUGUGCGAAACAGUUAAUAGAGAGGCUAAUCUAUGCUGAGGGUGCAGAGAAUGGUCUCGAGUUCACCAUAGUAAGGCCUUUCAACUGGAUUGGCCCUAGGAUGGAUUUCAUUCCUGGGAUUGAUGGUCCGAGUGAGGGUGUUCCAAGGGUUUUGGCAUGCUUUAGCAAUAACCUCCUCAGACGGGAGCCUCUCAAGCUUGUGGAUGGGGGUGAAUCACAAAGAACCUUUGUUUAUAUCAAGGAUGCUAUUGAAGCUGUCCUUUUGAUGAUUGAAAAUCCAGCCAGAGCUAGUGGUCAUAUCUUCAAUGUGGGAAAUCCUAACAAUGAAGUCACGGUUAGACAACUUGCAGAAAUGAUGACUCAGGUAUAUUCGAAGGUAAGCGGAGAAGAUUCAAUAGAGACUCCCACCAUUGAUGUCAGUUCCCAAGAAUUUUAUGGGGAAGGUUAUGAUGACAGUGACAAGAGAAUUCCAGACAUGACCAUUAUAAACAAACAAUUAGGUUGGAAUCCGAAGACAUCACUUUGGGAUUUGCUGGAAUCCACACUUACAUAUCAACACAGGACAUAUGCUGAAGCCAUCAAGCAAGCAAUUGCAAAACCAGUAGCAAAUUAAAAGAAAAGAAAAAGGAUUCUGGCUCUCAUGUUGUGAGCUGCAGCUGCUGUUUUGGUUCUUUCUCGAAGUCCCUAUCGAAUAUCUAUUUGGUUCAUUCUACUCAUCAUAUACACAACAUUAUCUUUUCUCCAUACAACCUUCUUUUAGUUGGUCCCACAGUUGCCCAGAAAUUUGUACUUUUAAUGUGUAGUUAAAACUACCAAAGGAACUCUACCUGUGUGUACAACCAGAGAAAAAGAGAGCCUUGUUUUGCUCUCCCAAGUUCAUCUAUCGCUCUUCCUGCCAAGGUCAACUGUGUUGUAUUCUUUUCUUGUUUAGAAUUUCUUAUAAUUUAUUAUUUAUUUCAUCUUGUUCGGCUACCAGUAAUGAAAUAAACAUGGUGUGGUAUGUAUUGUGACCCAGCAUGAUCUCACACCC
Molecule: messenger RNA, 1789 nt
Organism: Cynara cardunculus var. scolymus (artichoke)
Lineage: Eukaryota; Viridiplantae; Streptophyta; Magnoliopsida; Asterales; Asteraceae
Product: UDP-D-apiose/UDP-D-xylose synthase 2
Exons: 9
Coding region: 203-1372 (389 amino acids)
Molecular function (GO): carboxy-lyase activity
Source: RefSeq, a predicted model, not a curated record